Molecule: messenger RNA, 3976 nt
Organism: Drosophila yakuba
Lineage: Eukaryota; Metazoa; Arthropoda; Insecta; Diptera; Drosophilidae
Product: retinal homeobox protein Rx
Exons: 8
Coding region: 994-3714 (906 amino acids)
Biological process (GO): positive regulation of transcription by RNA polymerase II
Molecular function (GO): RNA polymerase II cis-regulatory region sequence-specific DNA binding; DNA-binding transcription factor activity, RNA polymerase II-specific
Source: RefSeq, a predicted model, not a curated record
AAAUGUAGGAAAAUGGGGGAAAAUGGGUGGGCUGUGUGCCUGGUUAUCUGGCAUUUUCAUUUAACGUGUAAUGGAAGAUAGCGUAAACGGACAAAUUGAACCGAAGCCAAAAGAGAGACUGAACGAACUGGACUGAAAUGAAAUACUCAAGCUCUGGGGAAAAACCACAACUCAUGACAACAGGUUUCACGCUCCUUGGGAAAAGUGGAGUGCUGGAGUGUGAUGGAAAUGCCGAUGCAAAGAGAGCGAGAUGGAGAGACACACACUUUGUGGCCUAAGCCCAAAAAUGGUUUGCCGAUGCAAUUGUGGACGAAAAAUCUGUGGCACCAAAGUCAUAUAUUUUUUGGCUCGCAAAGGCGCAGGGACUCCGUUCGGCAUUUUCCUUCGAGGACAUCUGGGCGUAGGGCAGAGUCGGGGUGUUCGGGGCAUCCCAAGUGCCCAUUGUUAUACUCUGGAUUCCGGAUCGCCUGGAUUCGGAAGUCCAUGUCCUGUGCCUUGUCGGAGCUCAACGGACACAGCCACCCCGCGAGUCCUGCGCACUCUCUCCCGCUCUCGCAAUGCUCUCCCGAGUUGUUGACUCCGCCCCCUUGGUUCACACACACGCAGCACACAGGAGCGGUGUGUAUAUAUAGGUGCGGUGUGCUCAACCGGUUUCCAAUUCGAUUUGGAAACUCGAGUCGUCAGCGGGCCACAGUCGCUGCCUUCGAGUUUAUUGCCAACUCUGCCUUGGCCCGGUGCGCAACGGUUUCGGUAGUUGGUAGUGCAUAGUUGGUAUAUUCGGAGCUGAACUUUUCCCGCUUGUGACUGAAAACAUGCUUGACAUUUAGCCAGAGGAAAACUCAGUGUGAAGAAAUUUCCGAGAGCGAUUUAAAUACAAUUUCUGUGACAGUGUGUUUGUGUGUGUGUGUUCUGGUGUUGCCUCAACUGUGAUCAAUCAUAUCAUUGCCGAUUUGCUGAUUUGCCGACUUAAGUACUUUUGCCCUUCGCAAUCGAAUGGAUAUCAAAGCCUCGACGCCACCUGCUCUCGAAGUGGCUCCUGGCCAGCCCGGCUCGCCCGCCGGAAAACCGGCAGCGAUCCCCGGCACCAUGCCCGGUUCCGGUGGAGUGGCCAACUCGUCCUCCCCGGCGACGGUCAACAACACCGCCGCCACAUUCCAGCACAUCUUCGAGCAGCUGGUGCAGCAGGGCGGCGGAAACCACAAGCUGCCGCCCAAGCAGCUGGAGCAACUGCGUCACCUGCUCGGCAAUGUGAGGGAUGCCAAGAAUCUGCAGAUGAUCGUGGAGAAGUUCAAGAACCUGGAGCAGUUCCACGAGCACUAUGCCGCCCACCUGGCCAACAACAACACUGUGAUCUCAACGGAAGAUAGCAACGACUUGGUUAAGGAUAAUGCCAGGAAGUACGGAUCUGGUGGACAGACGCUAACGCCCCGCCACACAAUCGAUGCCAUUCUGGGCCUGAAGAAUCGCAAUGGCGCUGGGAAUAAGAAUCCGGAAACGGUCAGCGAUGGCGCCGUUGACGCCUCCCUGGGCGACGAGGAUGCCACUGAUCUGCGCUGCGGCAUGACCCUGACGCAGUUGCGCAGCAUGGACAAUCACAUGGCCAGCAUGCUGCAGCAGCACGCGAAGAAUGGAGCAGCCCUGCCCUACGGUCCCCCAACUCCGCCGGGGGGUCAGCAGCCCCAGGUGCCGAAUGCGACGACCCUGCACCAUGGACAGCAGUUGGGCGGCCAGGCGGGACAUGGAACGCAUCCGGGGCAUGGCCAUCCCACGCAUCAUGGGCAUGCGCCCUUUGGCUAUCAUAAUGCAUUUGGCUUUGGCCAGGGACAUGGGUAUGGGCACCAGGAGGAGGCGGCGGGCAAUUACCUCAAUUCGAUGCACCAGAUGGUCGAGGCCAAUCAAUUGCAGACCGGAGCCAAUGGGGCCACCAAUGCUCCGCCCGCACCGUUGCCGCCCAGUUCCUUUGGCAGUCAUCAGCAGCAUUUGGCCGCCUUGGCUGCCCAGGCGCAGGAGCAGCAGAAUCAACAGAAUCAGCAGAAUCAGCACGGCAAAUACGCCAAGUCAUCGCCGACUGGAGCGGGUCCACCUCCACCACCGCCGGGUGCCUACUUUAUGGAAUCUCAGACGGCGGCGCCUGUCGCCCAGUCGCAGAUCAACUACGACGAGCGUUCAAUGUCCUCGGCCAGCGAUUUGGAGGAGGACGACGAUGACGCGGCAAAGCUGCAGCUCGACGUGACCUCGCCGCCCACUCCGGCGCCACGUGGUCCGCUGGCCGCCAAGCGCAAGUCCGCCGGCGUCUUCUGUGAUGAUAAUGAGCCAAAAUUAGCCAACGGCCAGUUGCCAGGCGGCAAUUACGGCAUUCGGCCGCGCAGCUUGCAGGAGGUGCAUCAUCAGCAGCAAUCGCACCACCACCAACAACAACAGCAGCAGCAGCAGCAACUGCAACAGCAGCAGGGCUUUCAGCACGACUUUCGCAACAGUGGGAAUGGCAAUCCCAAUGGCAACAGCAACUCCGGCGAUCAUGGCGAGCGCUUGAACGCGGAUAACGACAGUUUGGUCAACGGCAGCUGCGCCUCCAGCGAGGAGCUCAACCAGACCAACAGCAGCGAGCAGGGCGAGAAGAUCACAUCCGGCAGCGACGAUGAGGGCCAGGAUGAUAAUUGCGCCAAGAAGAAACACCGUCGCAAUCGCACCACCUUCACCACCUACCAGCUCCAUGAACUGGAGCGGGCCUUCGAGAAGUCCCACUACCCCGAUGUCUAUUCCCGCGAGGAGCUGGCCAUGAAGGUGAACCUGCCCGAGGUCCGCGUCCAGGUGUGGUUCCAGAAUCGUCGCGCCAAGUGGCGUCGCCAGGAGAAAUCGGAGAGCCUUCGUUUGGGCCUGACCCACUUCACCCAGCUGCCCCAUCGCCUGGGUUGCGGUGCCUCCGGACUGCCCGUGGAUCCCUGGCUAUCGCCACCGCUGCUGAGUGCCCUGCCAGGCUUUCUCUCGCAUCCGCAGACGGUGUAUCCAAGUUAUCUGACGCCGCCGCUGAGCCUGGCGCCCGGUAACCUGACCAUGAGCAGUCUGGCGGCCAUGGGCCAUCACCACGCCCACAAUGGACCGCCGCCCCCGCAUGUGGGACACGGCGGACAUGGUCAGCCGCAGCCACCGCCACCGCCGCCGCCCCACGGAGUGCCACACCCACACGGCAGCCACCACGUGGUACCCCUUUCUCACCUCUCGCCGCACCUGUCACGCAUGUCGCCGCAUGCGACGUCCUUGGGCUCGCCCCACCACGGAGUGAACCCCCUCGGCACGCCGCUGCACAGCAGCCUGCCGCCCAGUUCGACAGCCACGACCGUGGCCGUCUCAUCCUCGCAGUCGUCCUCCUCCUCCGCCUCGCUGGAGUGCAGCGGUCCGGAUGUCUGCAUGUCGCCGCAGAACCUUAGCAUCGGAAAUGCCGAUUCCAAUGGGGAUGGACGCGACCUGAGCAGCGACCUUGAUGCCGGCAGCACCAGCAGCAAUCCCGGCAGCAGUCUGGACAAGUGCGCGGCCAGCGCCAACAUAGAGCUGCUCGAUGUGGGUCGGGAUAGUCCGCCACCUCCGCCCACUCCGACUGGCAAGGGCUCGAGCACGCCGCCGACGGACAUGCGGAGCAACUCGAUCGCCACGCUAAGGAUCAAGGCCAAGGAGCACUUGGAUAACCUGAACAAGGGAAUGGUCUCCAUUGUCUAGCCCCAGUCGGUUCCUAGCUAAGAGCACCUCCUCCAAGAGAAAACAGUUCCCACUCACCCGUCUCAACAUUUAGGUGUGUUCUAAGUUUAGUGAAUUUCGUGUUGUAAGUACUUAUUUCUGAGGCAGUUUCUUAUAUGGUUAACUCAACAUGUGCAAAGUGUAUUUGUAAAAUUUUAAUUACUUCAAUGAAAAACGGCUGAUGAAGAAGUCUAUUCCUAAUGCAUAUUAGCACAAAAUAAAUAUAACAAGUUUUAGCUCAAUA